Messenger RNA from Phytophthora nicotianae INRA-310, 1868 nucleotides. RefSeq lists its product as hypothetical. Gene Ontology annotation, biological process: dephosphorylation. Lineage: Eukaryota; Oomycota; Peronosporomycetes; Peronosporales; Peronosporaceae. The record is from RefSeq and is a predicted model, not a curated record. The coding region runs from base 49 to 1413 and encodes 454 amino acids. The transcript has 5 exons. Gene Ontology annotation, molecular function: phosphatase activity.
AGAAUAACUGUUUCUGUUUUCCAUUUCGCAACCGACGACAUCGAGGAGAUGCUGGUCGGAGAGGAAGAGGAACCUGCGCGUUGCCGCCUCAUCGGCGAGACAGACGUAUUGGCGGCUAUCACGAGCGAGUUUCUAGAUGAGAAUGCGAGCAGGAAAGAUACGUCGGCGGCCACGGUGUGUCUCGGUCGAGUGUUCAUGACCACAUUCCGCUUCCAAUUCGUGCCGGAUGAGCACGAGUACGACCGGGUGCGGCGUCACCUAUUGGACCGCAGCGAGGAUGAGAUCGAAAGCUAUUUUCUAAUCCCCCUGGGCUGCAUCGCAUCCGUUAAGAAGAAGAAUUCCAUUGUAGAGAUCUUCACCAAGGACCUGCGCCAGUUGUCGUUCCGGUUCGAUGUCGUGGAGAUCACCAAGAUCUUUUCGGUCUUGACGACGUACGUGUUUCCGGAUAAAAUCGAGUUUUUGUUUGCGUUUUACCAUAGACUGUCGGAGAACAUGCUGGAGGAAGAACCAUUGCUGCCGUGUGUUUUGGACUGGGACGUCUACGACGACCAGACUGAGUGGGAAAGGCAGGGUGUGUUUGAAAAUGGCAAGUGGAGAGUUACAAGGUGCAACGAAAGUUUUUGCGCGAUCGAUACGUACCCGGAACGCCUUGCAGUCCCUGCAACCGUAACGGAUGAGGUGCUGCUAGACGCGAUGAAUUUCCGCUCACUAGGCCGCAUCCCGUGUCUAACAUGGCUGAACGGAGCGAAUGGAGCUGCUCUGUGUCGAUCCAGCCAGCCCAAGAUUGGAAUGUCGAAAGCCACAUCACCGGCUGACGAAAGCCUAGUUGCUGCGAUUGCGGCGUCGAGUCUGCUGCAGGAUCAAUUGCAGAUUAUUGACUGCCGACCGAUGUCUAGCGCACUGGCAAAUCGCGCUAAAGGAUAUGGUGUUGAAAGCUCUGUCAACUAUAAGAAUUGUAUAAUUAGCUACAUGGAAAUCCCUAACAUCCAUUCCAUGAGGGAAAGCAUGAAAAAGCUGCGUAACCUCUGUGCGUCACCCUCAUGUGAUAACUUACGGUGGCUCGGAAGCAUUGAGGACACUAAGUGGUUGGUCUACGUUCGCCAACUUCUGAAGUCCGGUUUGCAUAUUGCACAAUUGCUCCGAUCGGGUGAAUCAGUGCUAUUGCAUUGUAGCCACGGUUGGGACCGCACAAGCCAGAUCGCGUCGCUUGCUCAAAUUUUCAUUGAUCCUUUCUUCCGAACGUGGAAAGGAUUCCAAGUGCUGAUUGAAAAAGAAUGGUUAUCGUUCGGACACCCCUUUCAUAUUCGGCACUCGCACGGUGAGAAAGCGGAUACACAGGAGUCGCCGAUUUUUAUCCAAUUCUUGGAUUGCGUCUCGCAGCUCGUUCGAAUUUAUCCAAGCUACUUUGAGUAAGUUGAGAUACCUAUCGUUGCUGGAUACAAUCAGUAAAGUGACCGUAACCGUAUCGAUCAAUUUUGCAGAUUUAACGAGGGACUGCUGCUCAUGCUCGCCGAUGCUCUGCAUUCAUGUCGCUUUGGGACGUUUUUGUUCGAUUGCAAAAAGCACCGUCAGGAAGCUAACUUGGGGAAUCGGACCACAUCCGUGUGGACUUGGGUUAACGGCUUUCGCCCGCAGCUCACAGAGCAAACCUAUGCUCCGAAGCAAGUGUUGAACCCACCUCUGACUGGAUUAUUGAAGCGAGUCGUACUUUGGGAUGCGAUGUUCAUGCGCUGGUCGGGUCAACAGCUUGUUCAGGAACCUCCGAUUUCAACGAAUUUCUUCUCCGACAACUCGCAGCGCACACCGACUUGGCAGCUACCACAGGGCACACUCAACGCCCUAAAUACUGCACUCACUGUGAAAUACCG